ACAGAGCCGGAGUAUAAAUCAUCCUUAUGUCACUACUGCCAGCAUACAACAACACCUGGGCACUGGACUGACAUCGCUAGAAGAUCCAGUUGGUACGCAGGCAACGGAGGCUGCUUCUUCUCACUGGAGAGAUGUGCCAGCCUCCGAAAGGCACUGGCCGAGAUGACAUAUCUCACAUCAGUCGUGGGGUAGUCCAGCGAGUGGGAGACGGUCACACAACCGACGUUGCAGAGAA
Geodia barretti is the source of this 235-nucleotide messenger RNA. NCBI's taxonomy places the organism in Eukaryota, Metazoa, Porifera, Demospongiae, Tetractinellida, Geodiidae. The record is from the annotation of a GenBank genome assembly.